Molecule: messenger RNA, 441 nt
Organism: Soboliphyme baturini
Lineage: Eukaryota; Metazoa; Nematoda; Enoplea; Dioctophymatida; Soboliphymatidae
Source: the annotation of a GenBank genome assembly
AUGGAUUUGGUGAAAUUUUUUUCCAUCGACAAGAUUUUCAAGGCGUAUGCCAUCGUGCGACACAACGGCGGAGUCUGGCGCAGUUUACGAAUGCUCUAUCGCAUCGACACCUUAAAGAAGGGUCGUCUGGUCGGAACGGACGAGUUCGGUAAUCGGUAUUUCGAAAAUCCAGGCUAUUUCUACGGACGUGACAGAUGGGUGAUAUACUCUAACAAGGUGUGGCUGGACUACGACGCAUCGCAGAUUCCUCCCGAAUGGCAUCUAUGGAUGCAUCACACGACCGAAACUCCGCCGAGCGAAAAGCCACCUAUAAGACGUGAUUGGAUGAUGACACACGAGGAAAAUCACAGCGGUACGCCGGAAAAGUACAUACCAUACAGUACAACCCGCACGAAAGUACUUGGCUGGGAACCUAAUCAGCAAAAGCCAGUUAGUACUUGA